This is a messenger RNA of Macadamia integrifolia, 1849 nucleotides long. RefSeq names its product calcium/calmodulin-regulated receptor-like kinase 1. The transcript is spliced from 8 exons. Gene Ontology annotation, biological process: protein phosphorylation. Gene Ontology annotation, molecular function: protein kinase activity; ATP binding. NCBI's taxonomy places the organism in Eukaryota, Viridiplantae, Streptophyta, Magnoliopsida, Proteales, Proteaceae. Bases 277 to 1560 code for a protein of 427 amino acids. The record is from RefSeq and is a predicted model, not a curated record.
UAAAAUAGACUUUGCUCUGCUGUCUGAGUUGUAUCAGUAUGACUCUGAGGAGAGGAUAGCUCCCGUCACGUCUCCUGAGCUCUGUGAUCGCAUUGAGCUAGCUUUUUUUUGCUUUCCUCCAUCAAAUUUGGAUCUCAUUUCGAAAUCCGAUACCUCGCACUUAGUUCAGAGCUUCCAACUUCCGUCCAUCGUCCAUUGAUAGAGCUCCUGUGUUCAUCAAUCGGUCUGUCAAUGGAGCUGAGACUUGAAUAGGAAGAGCCUAUCAAGAUCCAGGAGAUGAAAGGCAUGUCAUGGGGGCUGAUUAUUGGGAUCUCAAUAGGGGUGAUAAUUGGAGUUCUUUUGGCCAUUUCUGGUCUAUUCUGCAUUAGGUACCGCAGGAAGCGUUCACAGAUAAGCAGCACCAGUUCAUGUAGGGCUGCAACAACCCCAAUCCAUUCAAAUGGCCCCAAUUCAUGUACAAUAUUGUCAGACUCAACCAUUGAUCAAGAGUCUCCCAAAGCAUCUGAAACGAAGGGCUUAUCCUUGUGGCUAGGACCUAGGAAAAAGAAUGUAGUCUCUAUGUCUGGAAUACCUAAAUAUUCUUACAAAGAUCUUCAGAAGGGGACUCACAAUUUCACAACGGUACUAGGUCAAGGGGCAUUUGGUCCUGUUUACAAAGCUAAGAUGUCAACUGGUGAGACCGUAGCUGUUAAAGUCCUUGCUACAGAUUCCAAGCAAGGGGAGAGGGAAUUCCAGGCAGAGGUUCUGUUACUAGGCAGACUACAUCACAGAAACCUCGUGAAUUUGGUUGGAUAUUGUGAAGAAAAAGGCCAGCAUAUGCUUGUUUAUGUGUACAUGAGUAAUGGCAGUCUGGCUUCUCAUUUAUAUAGUGUAAAGCAUGAACCACUGAGCUGGGAUUUGAGGGUUUGUAUAGCUUUAGAUGUAGCAAGGGGCUUGGAGUAUCUUCAUGAUGGGGCCAUGCCAUCUGUAGUGCAUCGGGACGUCAAAUCUUCUAACAUACUAUUGGAUCAGUCCAUGAGAGCCAGGGUCGCUGAUUUUGGGCUUUCAAGGGAAGAGAUGGCCAACCCACAUGCAUCAAAUAUCAGGGGAACUUUUGGCUAUCUUGAUCCCGAGUAUGUAUCAACAAGGGCUUUCACAAAGAAAAGUGACGUUUUCAGUUUUGGGGUUUUGCUCUUUGAACUUAUUGCUGGCAGGAGUCCUCAACAGGGUCUCAUGGAAUAUGUUGAACUGGCAGCAUUAAGUACAGAGGGGAGAGUUGGGUGGGAGGAGAUUGUGGAUUCCCGGCUUGAGGGAAAAUUUGAUGUGCAAGAACUCAAUGAUAUUGCAGCUCUUGCAUACAAAUGCAUCAACAUUAUCUCAAUUAAGCGUCCUUCUAUGAGAGAUAUUGUGCAGUCAGUGUCUCGCAUCCUUAUGUUGAAGGACAAUAGUAAGCAUCACAGGCCAGACCAAUCUGCAUUGGUGGAGGAUGUCUGCAUCGAGAUGGACAAAUCAGGAGCUCAGACUCCAAAUUCAGAACUUUUGAGAGAAGAAUCUGUUGAUAGCACAACUCAUCACCCCUGAAGUUUGAUGGUGAUUUUGUCAUUUGGCCAUCUGUUUAAUUCCUCUUUUUUUUUUUUUUGCAAUUUUGGUUGUGAUAUAUCUUGGUUAUAAUGUUAGAGAAACUAGAAAGGGAAGCUGAUCAACAGUAGUUAUCGGUAGCAAUUAUCACUUACAUACUGAUUUCCUUGUAUCAUAUUUCAAAUUUUGUAAUUCCGGCAUCUUCAAUUUGUAAAAAAUAGAAUCCGGUAAUUUUUUUUUUUAAUUGUACAAAAAUAUUAUAAUUUAAUUUUAAGUGUUGUUUAUUAUUCUA